Messenger RNA from Closterium sp. Naga37s-1, 546 nucleotides. Lineage: Eukaryota; Viridiplantae; Streptophyta; Zygnematophyceae; Desmidiales; Closteriaceae. The record is from the annotation of a GenBank genome assembly.
AUGUUGGUCCCCAAAAAGAACCGUCUCUUGGUCUACAAGUACCUCUUCAGCGAGGGAGUCCUGUUCGCGGAGAAGGACUUCAACCUGCCCAAGCACCCCGAGCUCGAGGUCCCCAACCUGCAAGUGAUCAAGCUGAUGCAGAGCUUCAAGUCGAAGGGGUUUGUGCGCGAAACCUUCGCGUGGCGGCACUACUACUGGUACCUCACCAACGAGGGCAUCGAGCACCUCCGCGACUACCUCAACCUCCCCUCCGAGAUCGUCCCCGCCACUCUGAAGAAGUCCUCCCGCCCGCCCGGCCGCCCCAUGGGCGCUGGUGGCGACCGCCCCCCUCGCCGUUUCGAGGGUGGACGGGGCUAUGGGGACCGCGAGGGAUACCGUGGGUAUGGUGCCGGUGGUGAUGACAAGGCCGGUGCUCCUGGCGCGUACAAGCCAGCCUUCAGGGAGGGUGGCGGCCGUGGUGGCUUCGGCCGUGGAGCUGGGGGAUAUGGUGGUGGCGACUAUGGCAGCGCUCCCGGUGCUCCUGGGGCUCCCCCUCCCGCUGUGUAA